AUGAGCCUUGCACUCCCAUGGCCGUCCUCGUCCAAGGACGCCAGGCAUCCUCUUUCCAACAGUCGCUUUAUUCCAUCCCUAACGGUGUCAUGGCUGGAUCAUCUUAUCACUCUCGCUGCUUCGGGAACCUUGUCAAGCGACGAUGCUUGGCCGAUCGAUUCAAGACUGUCUGUCAGGAGUGUCCUGGCUCGACGCGGGCUUCAGCCUGACCAGUUACGGCAAAGUCUAUCAGCUGGAUUGGUAUGGGUCCUUCUGCGUGAAUUUCGCUCCCCUAUGUGCCUAAGUGCAAUAUUCGGUAUCAUCAACGUCGCAACGGCAUUGGCUCAACCAUUUCUUCUUCGGUCACUGCUGCAGAACAGAGACAUGUUUUCGGUAGCUGGGUUGUUUGCAGCAACUGUCGCAUCUGGAACGACAGAAGCUCACUUGAAGCUUCAACUAAGCAAAAUUGGUGUACAGUUUCGUUCGGCCAUGACUGCCUUGAUUGCCGACAGAUGCAUUUCUAGCACCAAUAUUGAUAUUCAUGCUCAGAAAGCCGAUCCUACACUUCUCAUCGAAGUUGACACCACUAAGGUCUAUGAGCUAGUUGAGCAGUUCCAUCUUCUCUGGAUGAUUCCACUACAGGCUGGCAUCAGCAUAGUGGCCUUGGUGCUUCUGCUUGGCUGGCAAAGUGUCUUUGCUGGAUUUCUAUCGCCGGCCAUAUUCUUGCCUCUCAUCUCAUAUACAACAUCCAGCAUGUCUACCCACAUGGCCCUUGUCAUGCAAGCCAAGGAUGCUACAGUGUCUCUCGUCACGCAGGUCCUCAAACAAGUCAAGCAAGUCAAGCUUAACUCUUUGGAGAAUAUCUUUGAGCGAAAGAUUGCCGACAGGCGAGCGGAGGAGAUGGAGAGAACGAAGGUCAUAGCCCUCCUCAACGGCGUCAUUGUCUUUCUGGUCUACAAUCUUCCACCAGCACUGAUUUCUAUUGCAUUUGGUGUAGCUGUGUUUCUAGGCCAUUCCCUAUCGAGCAACGUGGUUUUCCCAGCCCUCGCAUUCUCCUCCAACAUCACACGGGCAAUCUCACUUCUUCCUCAUCUGGUUAUACUGUACCAGUCUGCACAGAUUUCAUUCGGGCGCAUCAAGACCUUUUUGCUCAUUGACCCGAGCCCAGAGAGGCUGGCUCCCUCUCCAACAUCCUUAUCCUCAACCUCAAUCACUAAUCCCAAGGGGAAACUCGUAUUCUCAAUGAGACACUGUGACAUUUACCUCCCAACAGCACAAGGCGGGUUUCAGCCCAUCAUUCGAGACUGCAACAUCGAGGCGACUUCCAAUUGCCUUCUUGUCAUAUCUGGAAGCGUUGGGUGUGGCAAAACAACAUUAAUUCGUUCCAUUAUUGGAGACAUAAUGCCAACUCGUGGCCAAUUCUCAGUUCAUGGGAGAAUUGCAUACGCGCCCCAGAAGCCUUACCUCACGAGCGGUACAAUCAGGGAUAAUAUCCUCUUCGGCCUUCCAUUCGAUCCCUCUUACUACCAACGAGUCCUUGAAGCGGUGUCACUCAGCUCGGAUUUGUCCAGGCUGCCCCAAGGUGACGAGACCCCCAUGGGAGGUACAGGCGCGACUCUCUCAGGUGGACAGAAGAGUCGUGUUGGCCUUGCAAGAGCAAUCUAUGCACGAAGAGAAGUCAUCGUUCUUGACGAUCCUUUGGCUGCAUUGGAUGCUCAAGUGCAGUCGCACAUUAUUGCUCAGGUUCUUGGUCCUGACGGUAUUCUCAAAGACUCAUUACGCAUUACGACAACAUCGUCAGCAGCCCUCAUGUCUAUUGCCGACAAGCAAUACAACAUUUGCGAUGGCACGGUAGCGCGCACUGCGUCACCUGCACACACUCAAACCACUCAAACCCUGAACGUGCUAGCUACACACCCCAAGGAAAUACAUGGGUCUCAGCGGCAGCCGCCAUUGGUGGCUAACUAUGGUUCUAUCAAGUCCAACACCUCCAUGCAAAUUACUCCUUGCGAUUCGGAUAUUGAUCAAGAAAGCGCGCCUUUACUCCAGAAGGCACCUUUAAAGGUACAAUGCCCGGAUAUGGGGUCGGACCCAGUCGCCUUGGGAACCUACCUGAGGUUCCUCAACCUAGCCAAGUACGGGGGCUGGCUGUGGGUCAUGCUUACCGCUGCCUUGUCCAAGUUGUUUGAUAUCCUGGCCGUAUACUAUCUGAAACUAUCGAGCGAGGAUUUCGAGAGCCAAGGGCAUUCUACAAAGCUUUUCUAUUACUCUAUAUGUGCCCUUAUCGGAGGCUCGCUGUCAAUGCUAUUUGUUCUUAUUGCAUUUUAUGUCUGCAUCAUCCCAACAUCGCUAUCGAUUCACGCCCAAUUGACAAAGGGGGUCCUUGAGGCCAAGUUCUCUUUUUUCGAUACGCACAGCCUUGGGCAGAUCCUCAACCGCUUCACCAACGACAUCAACAAGAUUGAUACAUCGGUCAAUGGCAGUUUUAUCUCCCUAUCUGCACUCUGUAUCACAACCUCAUCAUCUCUUUUUGUCAUGAUCAGCGUGACUCCCUUGAGUCUCUUGUAUCUCGUUCCCACAGCCGUUGUUUACUUCAUGAUUCAGUCGCAUUACUUACAUGCUUGCCGACAACUGCGUCGUUUGGACAACCUGGCUCGAGCUCCAGUCCUGAACCAAGCUGCUGAAAUUAGACUGGGUGCGCAAGUGAUAGUGACGUUUAAUCAAGUGGACACCUUCAGAGAGCGCGUCAGGGACGUGAUUGAUGACCACAUCCGAGUUUGGGCCCCUUACGUGAUGUUGAAUCCGUGGUUAACCCUCCGACUGCAGCUGCUUUCCAGCGUCCUCCAGCUUUUAUCGGCUUCGCUUCUUCUCUGGCUCAAUACUUCCUCAAGUACACUAGGCUUGGCCAUGAACUUCCUCAUUCAGAUCACAAGUAACCUCAACAGUUUUGUACAGAUGCGUGCCACAUUAGAGGCAGACAUCACCUCUGCUGAGAGAGUGUGGUCUUACGCUGCCAAUGUUCCAGAGAGCCAGCCAACCGAAGAGCAACGGCCAGCGCCAUCUUGGCCAGAUAUGCCAGUCAUCAACUUCGAAUCCUAUUCGGCCUCGUACGCUCCUGGUGGCGUUCCUUGCCUGCGUGAUCUGAGCUUUUCUAUAGCCGCGGGCGAACACGUUGCUGUCGUCGGGCGUACAGGGGCUGGCAAAUCCUCCCUCAGUCUAGCUCUGCUCCGUGCCCUAGAGCAGGGGGAUUCUUACAAUGGCCGCAUCACUAUCGAUGGACUGGAUAUCUCGAAAGUAUGCCUGGCAGACCUCCGUAAUCGGAUUACCUUCCUGCCACAAGAGCCUUUUGUAUUUGCAGGCACAAUUAGACAUAACCUCGACUUCGCGGGAACUGAAACUGAUGAGAGACUGCAGGAGGCAUUGAGCGCAUGUCAAAUGAGCCGAUUCUUCAACCUUGAACCUGCACAAAACCUUCUCGAUUACCCAGUAUCGGACUUAGGGUGA
Fusarium odoratissimum NRRL 54006 is the source of this 3483-nucleotide messenger RNA. RefSeq lists its product as uncharacterized. Gene Ontology annotation, biological process: transmembrane transport. Gene Ontology annotation, cellular component: membrane. The transcript has 2 exons. Gene Ontology annotation, molecular function: ATP binding; ATP hydrolysis activity; ABC-type transporter activity. The coding region runs from base 1 to 3483 and encodes 1160 amino acids. The record is from RefSeq and is a predicted model, not a curated record. Lineage: Eukaryota; Fungi; Ascomycota; Sordariomycetes; Hypocreales; Nectriaceae.